Molecule: messenger RNA, 3208 nt
Organism: Portunus trituberculatus (swimming crab)
Lineage: Eukaryota; Metazoa; Arthropoda; Malacostraca; Decapoda; Portunidae
Gene: DCP1
Product: mRNA-decapping enzyme 1A-like
Exons: 2
Coding region: 875-2296 (473 amino acids)
Biological process (GO): deadenylation-dependent decapping of nuclear-transcribed mRNA; positive regulation of catalytic activity; deadenylation-independent decapping of nuclear-transcribed mRNA
Cellular component (GO): P-body
Molecular function (GO): mRNA binding; enzyme activator activity
Source: RefSeq, a predicted model, not a curated record
GUUGUGACAAGUAGUGUUGUGGUGGUGCCUGGCUGGCUGGCUCCCUUAUUCCAUGUUUCCCUGACCCUUCCCUGGCACUGGUGGUUGUCUGAUAGUCCUGUACAUUAGUGUGUGAUAGUGUGGUGAGUGCGUCUGUGUGUUCUAGUAGUUGCUGGAGUGACGUUAGCUGCUGUGUUUCGCCUGGUAUGUUAGAAGGACUGGCUGGCUGGGUGGUAGCGGUUUUCCUCUCGCCGUCACCCUUUCUGCCCUUCGUGGUUGUUUGAUAGCGGUACAAAUCAGUGUGUUAGUUUCUUCUAUUGUGUAGAGUGACUGUAGAGAGUGUGUGUGUUUUGAUGGCGUCGUCCGUGGAGGCUCAGGCCAGUGGGGGAAGCAGCUGGGGCUUUUACCUCACUGUGGCAGUAUGUGUGUGUUUGUUCCUGAUGGCUUGUCGAUGUCGUUUGAGUGUCCGACUGAGUGUGACUUGAGACAAAUGGUUUGAAGCAACUCUCUCUCUCUCUCUCUCUCUCUCUCUCUCUCUCUCUCUCUCUCUCUCUCUCUCUCUCUCUCAUAUGAUCCAGUUCUCUGUUAUUUGAAGUUUUUUACCUUGGUUCUUUCUUUGGGACAGUUUUUAUCACCUAACAAAAGUAUGAAAUUUAAUUCAUUCGAUUAUGAUGGACUUAUAAGAAAACUGUCUUCAUUAUGGCCUUUUUUGUUGUUAUGGGGAAGUUAUUGGGAUAUUCUGUAGCCCAUUUUUCAUUUGUUUUGAAUGUUGUUUUGAGGCAGUGCAUAGUUGAUUGGCAGUUGUUUGGUUGUAGGUCUUUUAAGGCAGUUUAGUGAUCACCUUUUGGGGUCUGUCUUAAAACUUGGUGCACUCCUUCCCCUGGCAUUCAUUAUCAUGAUCGUCAAAAUGCAAGAAAUGGAUCAAAACCGGGAUGCAAUACGCCUGAACUCUGUGCGGAGGAUAGACCCACACGUUAUGCAAAUUGUGGACAGUGCCAACCGCACAGCCCUGUAUUCCUAUGAGCAGGGAGGCGAGUCUUGGGCCAAGACGGAUGUAGAGGGCACUCUGAUGGUGUAUUCCAGGCUGGCACCACCCCAUCACAUGGUUACUAUUAUCAACAGGCUGAACAAGUCAAACUUUAUAGAGCCACUCUCUUCUUCCUGUGACAUUCAGGUUAAGCCGCCAUACCUCCUCUUCCGGAAUGCUAAGGGUGUCAUUUAUGGAAUCUGGUUUUCUGAUGGGGAUGAUGUGCAGCGCAUUGCCAAUGCCAUCCAGGAACACAUGAAGGGGGAGCCUCAGCCAGCCCCACAACCUGCCCCUAACAUCCUUGCUGACCCGGCCGUUGCAGUGGCUGGAGCACCUGGCGGAGACAUCAUGAGUAUGCUAUCGCGAGCACAUGGAGAGUUUGAGAGCAAACGUCAGGAGCCACGCAGCAUCGUCAAUACUGCCACCAGCACGAAUAAUGAUCUGGUGAAGCCAGCGCCCCUUAGGGUGCAGGCAGGGGAGCAGAACACUGUGGCAGAUUUCUUUGCUAAGGUGUCUGUUGCUCAGGCUGGAGGAGGUAUGGCUGGCCUUGGAGGUGCUGGCCUUCACUCUCCGUCUGGCUCUGCUCCACCACCAGCCUCAACUACCAAUGCAUCCUCACCUGGCACAAACCCAGUGCUGCAGAAACUGUUUCAAGGAGCAGCUGCAGUAGGAGGCCAGGCCAUGGUGCAGUUACCUGGUGGAGCUGCAGUCCAAGGCCAGCCAGGCACUGGUGCCACAAAUCCUGUGCCCAUUCCUGGUGCUGGGCAUCAGAGCCAUGCCUCCUCCCUCUCUUCCAGUGUGCCCACUGGGGCACCAAUCUCUUUACAAGAACUGGAGGGCCGCUUCAAAGAUAACCUUAAGAUGUCUAGCCAGACCAGGGAGGAGGAGGCUUCAACUGCUGUACAGCAGCAACAACAACAGCAAAAGCAGCCCUAUGCUCCUCAACUGCCUCAUUCAGAACCCUCACUACUUUCACCUCAAGUGUUCACCUCUUCUCGCACUUCGGAUCCACCUGCUUCUGGCACGCCCCCACUAGAAUCCUCUGGACCUCGCAACUUUGCUGACCUCCUUGCCUCCAGCUCGACUGCCGUAGUGGAUGUACGGCCACUGAAUGGGUCCCAGGAGUCCCUGCAUGACGGGUUGCUUGGUUGCCCUUCACAAGUGACACCUCUCACACAGGAGCAGCUUGUUCAGGCUUUCACUUUACUUCUCAAAAAGGAUGACUUUGUGCGGCAACUUCAUGAAGCUUAUGUCCAGGCGCUAAACCAGUCCCUCAAGGGAUUCUUAUAGACAGUUAUGGAGUGCAAAUCAGUGCAUGUCAUUUAAUUCUGUUGUAUGCUGUUGCAUCUUCAUGUAUUAGUGCAUUCAUCACGUGGAGUGCCGUGUAUAAAUGUAUGUGCAUCUGCUAAAGACAGAAGACAAAGGUUAUAUUUUUAGCAAAGGUUUUACAAAAUAUAUUCUGAACUGAGUGAAGAUAAUGAUUUAGCUUACUCGUAUGUAUUGUAAGGUACAUGUAUGUGCAUAUUAUAUAAAUAUAUAUAUAUACUGUACCUAUGAGAUAUGUGAUAAUUACUUUUGUUUAUAAAGCUACAAAAGGUCGGGAAUUGUUGGAGCAUCUCCAUUCACUUAAGAAUUCUAUUUUAUUAUUGUGAUCAUUUUAGUCUCUUUAGCACAAACUACACUGACUCCAUGUGCAGGUGUUUUCAAACUACUGUCACUGAUCCUGGAGCUGCCAAGGUCUCAUGUUCCACCUAGAGCCAAGAGUAUUGUACUUGUAGGGAAACAGUCAUUGCCUUUACCAGUUCAGCUCCAUUCAGUAUAAUGCUGGUGUAGGGACAGGUGGCUCCGAGGAAGUGAGUGAGGCCCCUCCACUGUCUCAUCUCUAAUAAAGCUAUUUUUUUUUCUUUUCUUAGUUUUAUACAGCACAGUUAAAUUCCAGGGCAGAAGAUGCAUUAUGUAGUGGAGUAUGAUUUUUCUUGCAGUGUGCUAAAGCACUGAAAGAGCUGUACCUGAGUCUGGUAUUGUUGAGGAAUAUAUCAACUUUUAAUUUUAUUUAGCUACAGAUUAUUACCACUGACAACUAGGCUGUUGUCUCUCAUAAAUUAUAUGAGAGACACUAUGUGUUUUAAUUCCAAAGACUCAAAAUAUUACACUGUAAUGUGUACUACUCAUAUGAGAACAUUAAACAUGAGAUAAACUGAA